AUGAGCGAGGAGCUUUUUGAUAUAAAGCCGCUUGUUGAGAUAAAAGAGGCUUACAGAAAGGAAAAGAAGUUCAUCCGCCACCACUCCGACAGGUACAAAAGGGUAAAACCAUCCUGGAGAAAGCCUCAUGGGAUUGAUAGUAAGGUUAGGAAGAGAUGCAAAGGACAGAGAGAGAUGCCAUCCAUCAAAUACAAAAAGCCAAAGGAGAUUAGGCAUCUUUUACCAAACGGGCUCCGAAAGGUCAGGAUAUUCAACAUCAAUGAUCUUACACCAUUGGCAUCCCUGAACAGAUUUUAUUGUGGAGAGAUUGCGCAUGCAGUGGGUGCUAGGAAGAGAAUAGCCAUUGUCAACCGAGCCAAGGAGCUUGGAAUUUGCUUGCUGAACGGAAAUGCACGCCUUGUUCAAGAAAUCGAGGAAUAA
Molecule: messenger RNA, 420 nt
Organism: Encephalitozoon romaleae SJ-2008
Lineage: Eukaryota; Fungi; Microsporidia; Unikaryonidae
Product: 60S ribosomal protein L32
Exons: 1
Coding region: 1-420 (139 amino acids)
Biological process (GO): translation
Cellular component (GO): ribosome; cytosolic large ribosomal subunit
Molecular function (GO): structural constituent of ribosome
Source: RefSeq, a predicted model, not a curated record